Messenger RNA from Topomyia yanbarensis, 797 nucleotides. RefSeq names its product pre-mRNA-splicing factor SPF27 (gene BCAS2). The coding region runs from base 129 to 779 and encodes 216 amino acids. NCBI's taxonomy places the organism in Eukaryota, Metazoa, Arthropoda, Insecta, Diptera, Culicidae. Gene Ontology annotation, cellular component: Prp19 complex; precatalytic spliceosome; catalytic step 2 spliceosome. Gene Ontology annotation, biological process: mRNA processing. The record is from RefSeq and is a predicted model, not a curated record. The transcript has 2 exons.
CAUAUCUGCCAAAAAUUUUGUUUACCUCUGGUGCCGUGGAAAUUAAUAGUAAAUCAAUUUGUGUUGUGCUGGGAAAAAUUAUUUUUAUGUGAGCUAUUCUCAAAAAUCAAAUUAAAGUUCAUGAUAAAAUGGCCGGCGAAGUACUUGUUGAUGCGCUUCCAUAUAUCGAUCUUGGAUAUGACGACCCAGGAGUUCGUGAAGCGGCCAUAGCUAUGGUUGAAGAGGAAUGUCGCCGAUACAGACCUACGAAAAACUAUCUCGAACACCUGCCAACGUCUACCACCGUUGGUUUCGAAACCGCACUAAUGACGGCUGAGUUCGAGCGGAUCCAAUCCCGUCUGCCGAUGGAACCGCUCAGCAUGAAACGCUACGAACUUCCACCUCCGCCGGCGGGGAAAAUGUCCGAAGUGUCCGCCUGGUCGGAGAGUGUGGAUAAUUCGAUGGCCCAACUCGAACAUCAGGCUGUUCGUACGAUGAACCUUGAUCUGAUGAUGGAAUAUGGUUGCGAAAUGUGGAAAUCAUAUCUCGAGGUGCUUACCGCGAUGCAAGCAAAGGCUCAGGCUAGAUUGGAGACAAUGAAGAAAGAAAUUCAGGACGUUAACUGGAAGCGAAAGUCGAAGCAAACCCAAGGCGGUGAGAAACUACGAUCGUUGGAGGCACAGUGGGUUAUGCUGGUAUCGAAAAAUUACGAAAUCGAGCAAGCGUGCGUGAAACUGGAGGAGCGAAUUUACCAGAAGAAAAUUGAAAAAGGCUUGAUAUAUGAAGCAGAUGACGAAUAAAAUGUAAAAGCAAAGGCA